Molecule: messenger RNA, 5067 nt
Organism: Rhinocladiella mackenziei CBS 650.93
Lineage: Eukaryota; Fungi; Ascomycota; Eurotiomycetes; Chaetothyriales; Herpotrichiellaceae
Exons: 3
Coding region: 1-5067 (1688 amino acids)
Biological process (GO): positive regulation of GTPase activity; Ras protein signal transduction
Cellular component (GO): plasma membrane
Molecular function (GO): guanyl-nucleotide exchange factor activity
Source: RefSeq, a predicted model, not a curated record
AUGGUCUCGGAAUCGACUCUCAGCAGUCGUGUUUCCUUGAUUUCCCUCGAUCCUGCGCUUGCCAGUCACAUUACAGGCACCACACGUGGCACCACGAUACCCGCGACCUCACAAAAUGGCUCCAGUCCGCGCAAGGCCACGAAGACCCCCGAAACCGACAUGUCUCGCAGACAUAUUAGGAAUAAUUCUGCUCCCAGCACGUCGGGAAAGAAAAGGUCGAAUUCUCUCCGCCGUGCCAAAAAUAGCACCGAAGUGUUGAGGCAGCGUUCCGCAAAGUCUUCCAAGAAAGCACAGCCGCUAGAGACAGUUCCAGACACGAGGGAAGGCCGAAAUUUCACGGUGGGUAAUGUUGGAACUGGAGGGGUCUUGUAUUUGACACCGUCUGCUCAUCAAUCUCCCCAUUCACACCCCCCUGGUAUGCUCUCUCCGGCUCCCUUGAAUACACCUAUUACUGCACCCGCUUUGCUGGGGAAUGGAGAUCCUGUGGUGCCCGCCCACGUCAAAGCCUCGUCGAAUCCUUCUAUAUCUUCUCACGCGGGCUCGACUUCCACCAAACGAUUUAUCAGAGCCUCGAAUAGGAGAGUGGCAGUUCCCAACCAUGGACGGUCGCAGUCUUUCUCGACCCUGGAGGAGCAUCGACAGUCGUUAACUGCUUCCAAAUCGAGAACUCUGAAAAUCGUGAUCAAUCGGCCUGACACGGCGAGACCCCCAACCACAUGGGAGUCCCCCCCCGAGCGUCCUACGCCGUUGUUGCCGACUUUAGAAGUCCCGAUUCCGCAUUAUCGCAUUGGCACCUUUCGUUUUAGCUCGCAAGGGACCCCUAUGCUGCGCAACUCUUCCUAUACUCACGGCUCGGUCACUCCGUCCGAUGUGACUCCCGCCCCAGCAACAAUGCAAGCCGAUCAGUAUUUUGGGGCGGCCCCUCCCGCAUCCAGCGUCAAGGCGUCUGAAAAACUUGAAGCAGCCCCGAUGGCUCAAGCAGGUGACCGUCCGGAUGUCAAAACACGUGUCAUCACCGCGUCCAAGUCCACCUCGACUACAGCGUCCACUAUGACCAACCCGGUCCAGCCGGAGGUGUUUGACGAGCUGACGGCGAUGUAUGACGACCCUUCGAUUGUUCGUUACUGCCAAAAUGUCCGAGAGAUUACGGCAGCCACUCCGGCCCGGAUCAUUGCGCAGAUUUCGUCCGACUCAUUUAUGGAUUAUGAACUGGUGUCUGAUUUCUUUCUCACUUUUCGAUUGUAUAUGUCCGCGUAUAGCGUCUUGGAUUUGCUCCUUGCCAGGCUGAGGUGGGCUAUCGGUCGAUUGGAAGAAGAUGGGAGGAUCAUUCGGGUUCGCGCUUUCGCCGCUCUCCGGCAUUGGAUUCUCAACUACUUCAUGGACGACUUCUUCGUCGAUCGACGUCUCCGGGUGCGUUUCUGCGCCGAAAUCAACAAACUAUACGCCGACGUCAAAGCCAGUCCAGAUAAUGGAUUUAGUGAUCUCAAACUCUUAAAGGAUCUGAAACGUUGCUGGAAUGGACGCUGUUCUCUCUGCUGGGACCCCGACGAUUUCGAAUUGGACGGCGAUCAAGAAGAAGAUAUCAAGCCCGGAGGGGUUGUUGAUUCCGAACGAACACCCAAACCGCCAGUGGACGCUCGCCACGUUCAAGCACGACCUGAAACACCACAGACGGAGGUCCUGCGCGGAACAUCACAUAGCUGGUUUGAAGCAGAUCCAGGCGUCAACAAUCAUCCGCAAUCUGCCGCUUCUGAUAAAGCCGCCGAUUCGCUUCUCAGUGAUGGCAGCGUUCAAGCUAAUUCCUGCUUUCCUCCCAAGGUUCUUCUCCUGCCCACUGCUGACACUGAUGUUUAUUCAAAGGGUCCACAUCCCGUCUCCGUCCAAUCAAGGCGGAAGAACGCUCCUGCAAACCUUCAUGUGGUGACCCAGCCCACAUUGGCACCCAAACCUUUAGGUCAUAGGAAAGGCGCCGGCUCGAUCGAUUCGAACCGAGAGCCCACACCCCGCAAGACUGAUGCCGAAUCUCCUUCCGUUGUUGCAGAAGACGGAAAUAUCAUUCGAGGUCUUUUGUACAGCCCGAGUGCCCCCUUCGUGCAAAUUAUGUCAUCAGACCCCAACUCGACCCCAUCAUGGGAUAGAAAUGAGACAGGGGUGAUGCGAGGGGGAUCGAGGAGGGAGCACGGUACACACUCAACCCAACCGGUUGGGAGGAACAUUUUUGGCUCAUUGCGCAAAGUCUUGGGGAAUAAGCAUGGACAAGUCGACAUGACACUUCUGAGUGUUUCACAAUCGGCCCAAGAUGUGCCCAUCCGAGGCCAAAAGUCCCAACUGCCCCUCAACAUCUCCAAGUCACACGAUGAGCUUCGACCGAAGGCUGGACCAGCCAUGACCCGAAAGGGUGAAAUACGCAUUGAUUUGCUAUGCGCGGCGGUAUGUCAAAACUACGAAACAAAAUUCCCGACAAAACACCGGAUCACUUAUGGCGCGUUCUUUGCGACCCAUCCGCCUUUGCAACCAGCAACGGGCGCUGAAGGAGAAAUGAAAACGCCGCGACUUGUCAGCGACACAACGGCUCAAAGUGGCUCCAUUUUGAUUGUGGAUGAUACCGGCCUUGAUCUUCCCUCGAUGUCCGGAGCGCUGCCGGCGCCGGAAAAUGGCGUCAGUGGUCAACAAGCUGGAUUGGGACCACUUCUUACUGUUCCCAACGGACACAGCACUGCACCCGCUGACCGUAAUGGAAGUAUCGAUGCGGUUCGGACCCAGAGAAGCUCGAAUGUCCUCGGAAACGAGCUGGGUGUGCCGUCGGCGCCAGGCAGUAAUGACAGCUCAGAGCACGUGGCAGACGGCCCCACCCAGUCUGAACGACAACCCGAGGAUCAGACGGCGACAAGAAGCGCCACUGACAGGCCUCAGUCACCCACAACGACAAGUUCUCGAACCGUUCAGGAUGACAACAAGUCACUCGAUGUUCCUCAGCCCGUCGGUAACGCUGCCCCAGCCGAGGAGCCCUCGCCACUCACAGGUCCCGUCGGCGCACAGGAGGAAGAUAAAGCAUCACGUCCUAAUUCAGAUACCAAGCUGCCAGCUCACACUCUGCGAAGAAGGCCGGGGGGGAAUUUACGUCGGGUUGAGAAUGUUCAGGAUCUGGAUCACGCCAUUCACCGCGUAUCCAUCGACACAGUCAGCGCAGGAUCAGAUUCACCGCACGAAUCUCUGUUUAUCAUGAAAACAGAGACUGCUAACCGUAGUGCGUCGCCCGAUGUGCCGCCGCCCAACAAGCCCGUGUCGAUGAUCAACACUCAUUCUUCGCAACAUCUUCGGCCUUCCUUUGAAGCGGCCGUCGCUGGCUUUUCCGCCAUUCCUGACGACGAGGAUGGUGGAUUAGAGGCGACACUGAUGAAGCUUGAAGGGCGGUAUGAGAAGAAGUCACCACCGAUGGAUCAGCAUCCACUGGAUACCACAGGAAAGCGUCGAUCACUGCCCGACCUCAGUUCCGGCUCCGCGCGAGAACUGAAAGAACCAGUCCAGCCUGCGAGCCUUGCCGGUCCGGCCACGCGCCCUAUUGACAACGGGGUUCGUGAAACAGUCAAUGAAGUCGGCUCUGAAAUGUCUGAUGACGGAAUUGCUUCCGAACAAGCCAAGAAUGUGGACGCAGAGCCCUCGCCCGCACGGAGGUCUUCGAUCUAUGGCCUUCCGACCGAGUCGAUCGCAGAUUCGGAGGAUUCUGAAGGCUCCUUACCAUUGUUGAAACGUGAGACGGCUCAUGAAAGCGCGGCGGGACCUCCGCCGCCGGUCAAUAGAACUCCAGAAGCUCCGGCGGUUGCGCCUGGUUAUCUUCCGCAAGAUCCUCCUCAGCUGUUUCACCUCCCUAAAGGACCUCCUCCGAGCGGAAACAAAAAUCGAAACAGUCCUCCUCGACCGUCAACCGCCAAUGACAGCACUCGGUCUUUUCUUCUAGAUGAGGAUGAGAAUCUGUCGGAUUUGUCCUCGGAAAUUUCCGUCGACAUUAUCAACUACUCAGGAGUUGCUGGCCGGUCUAUUUCGCCCAUGCUCGCAGCACCCGGAACCGCUAUCUCUGGGCUUGAGAUACCGGCGCACCCUUUGACAUAUGCCUCGGUGGUGAACUUGAACAUCCCUGAAGCGUCUCCACCCCAACGAGUCUCCGAUCCAGUCCCCCAGACAAAUGGCGACAAUUACGCAAAGGUGCGACCACGUCCCGAUUCGCGCCAGCCUGCACAAUUCCAAGAGUCUUCAUCCUCUCAGCCUCUGGGACGGCUGCCGGCUGGUCCGGCACACAUCCCUUUUGUUCUCGCGUGCGAUUCCCAAGUUCUUGCGCAGCAAAUGACACUCGUGGAAAAGUCAGCCCUCUGCGAAGUCGAGUGGUCGGACUUGGUGGAGAUGCGGUGGGACAACAAAUCUGCCGAAGUUCUGGAUUGGGUAGAUUGUUUGACCAAUGGAAGCAUCAGGGGGAUCGAUUUGGUCAUUACCCGCUUCAACCUUGUGGUGAAAUGGGCGUUGUCGGAAAUCGUUUUGACCCAGGAUAUCCAAGAGCGAGCCCGAGUUAUCACCAAGUACAUCCAUGUCGCAGCCCAUGCACGACGGCUGCAUAAUUAUGCGACAAUGCUACAGCUCACGAUAGCUCUCACUUCGACGGACUGUACACGGCUGUCAAAGACCUGGAGCAUCGUUUCAGCUCCUGACAAAUCCUUACUCAAGCACAUGGACGCUCUUGUGCAACCGAUUCGCAAUUUUCAUGAUCUUCGUCUGGAAAUGGAGUCAGCCGACCUCAGCGAUGGCUGUAUUCCGUUCAUAGGUCUGUAUGUUCAUGAUUUGACUUAUAAUGCCCAGAAGCCGCCAUAUAUCCCAACUGGGCAGGGAGCCGAGCCUUUGGUCAACUUCGAGCGCUAUCGGACCGCCGCUAUAAUCGUGAAGGGCCUCUUGAGACUGAUUGAUGCGAGCUCAAGAUAUAAUUUCGAGGCCAUUCCAGGAGUAAUCGAGCGGUGUCUGUGGCUGGCGGCUCUUGGUGAUGAUCGGAUACGCAGCGCCAGCAGGGCAUUGGAAAAUUAA